Messenger RNA from Raphanus sativus (radish), 962 nucleotides. Its product is annotated as universal stress protein PHOS34. The coding region runs from base 100 to 621 and encodes 173 amino acids. The record is from RefSeq and is a predicted model, not a curated record. NCBI's taxonomy places the organism in Eukaryota, Viridiplantae, Streptophyta, Magnoliopsida, Brassicales, Brassicaceae. The transcript is spliced from 5 exons.
UUUUUAAAUAGUGGUGACGUGGACGCCAUCAUUGAUCCACAAGACUGAAACUCCGUUUACCAUAGAGAAGAGAGAUUGAAAUUUUGAAAGGAAGUCGUCAUGGAUGUCUCGGGAAGCUUGACGUGCGUCGUCGUGGCGGUAGAUGGAAGCGAGGUGAGCAUGGAAGCUCUGAAGUGGGCGCUAGACAACCUCAAGCUCUCAUCGUCUUCUCCCGAUUCAUCAUCAUCAUUCGUCGUCCUCCACGUCCAGCCUUCGCCUUCUAUCGCCGCCGGAGUCAACCCCGGCGCAAUCCCCUUCGGUGGUCCCAGUGAUGUGGAGGUUCCUGCUUUCGCAGCUGCGAUCGAGCAACACCAGAAGAGGAUCACGGAUGCUAUACUCGAGCACGCUCGUCAAAUCUAUGCUGAUAGAUCGGUGAAUGUGAAAACGCAAGUGGUUGUUGGAGAUCCCAAGGAUAAGAUCUGCGAGACUGUUGAGAAUUUGAACGCUGAUCUACUUGUCUUGGGUUCUCGUGCUUAUGGCCCUAUUAAGAGGAUGUUUUUGGGAAGUGUAAGCAACUACUGCACCAACCACGCUCAGUGUCCUGUUGUAAUAAUUAAACCCAAGGAGGAUUCUCCUGAAUGAUCAGGAGAUAUGUGUGCAUAUGCAAAGGGGAUAUCAAACCCAUCUUUGUAUGUUUGUGAAGCUAUGGAAGCAAAGCGAAGUAUCCAAGGUGUUUUUACAUGUUAAGGCAUUGGUGUGUGAAUGUAAAAUUUAAUAUCUACAGAAACAUUGGGUGCAUCAUCAGUCUCAGUCUCAGAAUAUGUGUUGUACUCAAAUACGUGUGUUGUACUCAUAUUGGUUGGAUCAUCAGUCUCUCGGGCUCAGAAUUUGUGUUGUACUCAAAUAUGUGCUGUACUCAUAUUCAUCGUUUCUAUUGACAUAUGGUGAAAGUUAAAUGAUGUGAGUUGCCGUCGCAUCCAUCA